AUGGAUGUUGUCGGUCCUUUGCGGCUCAAUCCACGAGAUCGAGCGCGUCGAUCACAGCCCGGCAGGCCACACUCGUGGCCGAUCCGCGACGUCCGUGACUCUAACCGUAUGAUAUCUGGCAUGGUCACCCAGUCUCACCGCCACAGCGUCCUUGCUGCUUGGUUCAUCAAUCUCUUCAUCAAUCUCCUGCAGUCGUCAAGCGACCGCGACCCAAGAAGGCGCGAAAUGGCGCUAUCGACGGGGUCUCCGGGUUGCAGUGCAGCACCUCAGCAGGGGAACCAGUUGCAACGCCGCUACGCUAGGGGCGCCGUAGCGCCUCUGGUCCGUGCGGACGGCGUGAUGAUCCCCGCCCCCCGCCCGGCUGUUCCCCCGCAAUCCACCUCCUUUUCGUGCCACACGCCGCCGUGCCGGCAACCCAUGGCUCCUACACAGUACAGUAGGCCCAACCUGAAUUUCUCUCAAACCGCGCACACUGUGAGCAAGUCCAGUGUCGUUACUCCGUCCACGACUUAUACGUUCACUCAGCAUCAGUUCAGAGGUGCUCCAAGCGCCAUGUCGCAGAAACCCUUCUAG
Molecule: messenger RNA, 573 nt
Organism: Thermothielavioides terrestris NRRL 8126
Lineage: Eukaryota; Fungi; Ascomycota; Sordariomycetes; Sordariales; Chaetomiaceae
Exons: 4
Coding region: 1-573 (190 amino acids)
Source: RefSeq, a predicted model, not a curated record